CCCUUAACUUUCCCUCUCCCACUCCCACUUCGCUCUCACAUCUGGAGGGUAUCUGGAGUGGCUGUGUGACUCCAAGCCUACUAUGGGACAGCCUGUGUUUGAACUGGAAGUCAGACUUCAGUGCGUUUCAGCUAACAUUGUUCGGAAGGGGAGAGAUGGCCUUUCUCAAGCAUUCCAUCCUGCACGCCCUGAGUGUGCUGCUCUUGGCCUGGGUGUUGGUGCAAUGCCAGGCCCCUGCUGAACCAGAGGAAGAGGAGGAGGAAGAGCCAACAGAGGAAACAGAAACUGCAACAGAGGUGACGAAAUCUGAGGCGGAGAUCUGUCCGCAGGAUUGCAGCUGUACAGCAGAGGGGGUAGUGGACUGCCCCGGAGUCAACCUCAUCGAGUUCCCCGCUAAGCUGUCGGAAAAAACCCGCCAGCUCUCUCUACAGAACAACAAGAUCGAGGAGAUAACGGUCGAGCAUAUUUCCCAUCUGCAUCAGCUUGAGACUCUUAAUCUUCAGAAUAACUGGCUCACCUCAGAUGGCCUUGAAGAUGAAGGGUUUGAGAUGCUUGAACAACUGGCUUAUUUAUACUUGGCAAAUAACAAGCUCACCUUAGCACCAAAGGUCCUGCCCCCCUCUUUGGUCAGUGCUGACUUCGCUGCUAAUCAGCUUACAAGGAUCUUUCCAUAUACAUUUGGUCAUAAGCCAAAACUGAGGUCUGUGUAUCUCCAUAACAACAAGCUGACUGAUGCAGGUCUCCCUGAACAUAUGUUCAAUGCCUCUGACAACCUGGAGAUCCUAACCAUGUCUAGCAACUUCUUGAGGGUUGUUCCCAAGAACCUGCCUCCGACUCUUUACCGUCUUCAUCUGAAGAGAAACAAGCUGGAGAAAAUCCCAGCAGGAGCUUUUGACAGCUUGCCCAAUCUCAGAGAAUUAUAUCUUCAGAACAACCUUCUCAGCAAUGAGGGCAUGGACAAUGAGACUUUCAGCCAACUCAGCAGCCUUGAGUGUUUGGAUUUGUCAAAUAACAACCUCAGCGUUGUCCCAAAGGGUCUCCCUCGCAGUCUUGUGCUGCUACACUUGGAGAAGAACGACAUCCGCAGUAUCCCUGGAGAUGCUCUAACGUCAGCCCGAAAUCUUGAAUACCUGCUCCUCCACAAUAACAAACUUCGUUCCCGUUCUAUCCACCCAGCUGCCUUCCAGGGCUUGAAAAAGCUGCACACUCUUCACAUGCACAACAAUUUGCUGGAGCGCGUUCCCAGAGGCUUGCCUCGGCGAGCAAAGACCUUAAUGCUGCUCCAUAACUCUAUUUCUGAAAUUGGCCGCAACGACUUAACCUUGUUGUACACGCUGAUAGAACUCAACCUCAGCUACAAUAAGCUCACCAGCCCCAAGAUGCACCGUGAGGCUUUUAGGAAGCUACGUCUGCUGGAAACCCUGGACCUGUCGGGGAACAGCCUUACCUCAAUGCCCAGGGGUCUUCCUCGCAGUCUGCACGUGCUCGAAAUCAAGAACAACCUGAUCAACUCUAUACCAGAUGGUACGCUGACAAAGAUGGAGAAGUUACGAAAGCUGAUCCUGAGUGAUAACCAGCUGAAACUGAACUCAGUCUACCAGGGAGCCUGGAUGGAGCUCACUGCGCUCACAACGCUGGACCUGUCUGGCAACCUAAUGACACACAUCCCCGCUGACUUACCCGAGUCUCUGGAAUACAUUUACCUGCAAAAUAACCGCAUCUCCAGUAUUCAUGGUUCAGCUUUUGAAGGCACUCCCAACAUCAAAGGCAUCUUCCUCCGGUUUAACCCCCUGUCUGUGGACGCCGUGGAUGAGAGUUCCUUCAAAUACCUGUCCAACUUGCAGGUGCUGGACACUGGUGCAGGAAACCCUGACCUCCCCAUUCAAAAAGAGGAGAUCGAAGAGGAGCAAGACUAGACCUGGGUUGAUCGAACUAUAAUUGGACUGCAUUGCAUCAAGGACAGAAAGAGUUUUUAAAUGGGAAUGUACCUGUGAAUAUUAUUUCCCAGGUUCAUUUUUGUAUCGUGGCAGCGUCACAUAUUUCUGGUGCAGGAAACCGGAUGAGGUUACUGGUGUUUCCAUUUUUUUGGGCUGGUUAUUAAUGCAUAUCUUUAUAUCUGACCUUUAAUUAUUUUUGUCUUUGAUCAUUUUAUUGUUUCUGUGCCUUACCCUCAAAGAUUUAUUGGCAAAAUCUAAUGUGAACCUUCCCAUGUAAAUGUUUCUGAAUCGCUACAAAGAAUGUAAGCAGAGUGAAAAAUUCUGCUCCCACUGUGUGUGUCUUUCUCUGCUUUCUCAGCCUCUUUUCCUGCAAAGCAGCCUGCCUUGGCUCAUUGCCUUAAAAAACAGAGUGAAUUUACUUACAAUACUGUGAAAACAUUUGGAACAAAAGUGCUAAUAUAAGCAUACGAUUUCCAUUGAAACCAACAAAGCCACAGAAACUGUUGAAUCAAACCUGGCUACAAGUAUUCUCAAAAAAGGCUGCAAUUUAAUGUCAUUAUUCUGAACAUAGAGCUUACUUUUUACAUAAGUAAUUGAAGCUUUUGGAAUUACACAGCAGAUCUAAAACAUUUUGAAAAAUCUCAAAAGUUUAUUUUUAAAAUGGUAGAGAAAGAAUGAAUAGCAGCAAAAGUAACAAUGGGAAAGCUUUAAAGCUGCAGUUCUUAAAAUCACCAUAAUAUCAAAUAUAUUUAUUCAUCAGCGUUUGAGUCCUUCACUGGAUUUGCAUUCUGUAAUUGCUUUCUUUCUUUUCUGUCAGAGUUUACCGAUCUGGGAGAGAACACAAAUUAAAAGCCCCCUGUGGAGUUUUCUGGUAAACAAUCAAAAGUUUACAUUCCAUUUUACAGCUGAAACACAUCCUUGGGGUCCAGCAAAUAUGUUGAAUGUGCUACAUUGUUUUUGCUUCCUCAUAAAACAUUUUCAAAACCAGUUUUCUGCAAGAAUACUCCCCAGCAUGUUUACUUGUGGUAGCAGCUGCCUCCUCUGAUUCAGGCUUACAGGAAACGGUACGUCAGAAUUACUUAAUAGGAAAAAACACUACCACUCUAUGGACUUCUGGUUUCAUAGCAGGGACUUGUGAGAUCAUCUAGAAUGAAUAAGCACUAUCAGUCCCUUUACAGCAAUAUGCUAUAAAUGCACUGAUAGUGUUUUAUAUUUCAGUCAUGACCACUAUAGUUAAAGAAGAUGCCAUUUCCAUCUGCGGUAAUUUAUAAGAAGCAGCAUAACCCUGGCACAUAAUUCAAAAGCCUUUAGUGACAUCGAUCAUAUACAACUUGAAAAGAGUAGGUGGAGUGGACGAGGGUUGCAAAGCAACUUGCAGAUGUGCAGAACUUUAGGCAGGCUUAAAAAAUUGGAGAUUUUAUUAUUGUUGUUAUUGUUAUUAUAUGCUAGUCCAAAAACACCACACAUAAAUCUUUACUGUUUUGUUAUGAUUUAAUUAUACUCUGGUUUUUCUAGUGUAUCUUUUAGAAAUGGGGUGCUAAAAAGGAGGCGAAAGACAGAAGUUCUGUCAGAGUCCAAUAUGUCCUUAAAAGACAAAUUAGUACCCAUUAGCAAUGACUCUACUAGUAGACCAGUAAGUCUAAGUCUAAGAAAAAAUAAAAGACAUAAAACUGAUAUUUUAUCUGCAAAAAAUAUUUUAUUGUUUUACGUGUUAAGGUUUAUUCACUCCUUCAUAUUAAGGACUAUCUUAAGUGCGUCCUUUAGGUCAAUUACAGCCAAAUUUUAGUAUAAUGUCAGAAACAUAAAGUGAACAGGAGACUGGUAAUUGAUUCUGUCCACUCAGAACAUAUUUGCUGCCAUCAUCCAUCAAUAUAUGUCACUUGUAAAUAGACAUCUUACCUUCAUGCUGUUUAACAAAGUAACUGAAAUCGUAAUGACUGAUAAGAUAAGAGUUAUAAUGAUUUUUUCUGCUAUUACUAAACAGUUUGGAUAAAUGGUACUGUUUUACCAGCGAGUUGGUUUAAUAAUAGCAGUAAUCUUGAAAAGCAGUGAUUUACCUGCAGUGAAGGUAAAUAUACAUAUUAUUAUUUUCCGCUAUGAUUAAUAACAUCUGCUUGCGAAUGAAAUAUUUUAAUUCUAUCAACAAAACUGGAGCUUCAACCAGUGCUGAUUUUGCUGCCCCUUUAGUUCAUUCAUGUUUUCUAACAGGAUACAUAUUUCUCAAAAUCUCACUUAACUGAUAUGAAUGCAGUAUUGUCAUACAUAGACAGUCAAAGAACACAAGAAUAAAUUAUUUGAAAAGGCUGAAAAAGACUGUGUUUCACAACAUUCAGACGAAAAUCUGUUCGCUAUUUCUGCAGCUUCUCCCACACAGGGCAGUGUCACUGCUCUGAUGUGGAGCUAUAGCAGAUCUGUUCAGUAUUAUAAAAAUAGGCAGGACACUAGAAAAACACAUCUCAGACCGUAUGCUCUGAAUUCUCUGGUAUUUACUGUGUAAAGAGCUGAGAAAAAUUAUUAAUGGAAUGACAAAACAGAUAAAAACAUACUAUUUGGAAGAGUACAUUUCUGCCUUUAUAUGACAAAAGUGAAAUGUGCAGUAAGAAGAUGUUCUUAAUAAUAAUAAUUUUGGAUCAUGAUGGAAAUUCUCUUUCUGGAGCAGCAAAACUGUAACGGUAAUUUAUAAAAAGCAUGUGCUCUACGCUUUUUCUGCAAAUGUGCAUUAAAUCUAGAUUCUUUCCAAUAGCCUGCAGGUGGCCAUGCCUCUGAGUUGCUGAAAGAAGUAUGACUGUAUAGACAUUGAUUUAUGACCCAAGUAAAAACUUUCCAAAUGAA
Oreochromis aureus is the source of this 4769-nucleotide messenger RNA. RefSeq names its product podocan (gene podn). The coding region runs from base 156 to 1916 and encodes 586 amino acids. The record is from RefSeq and is a predicted model, not a curated record. Lineage: Eukaryota; Metazoa; Chordata; Actinopteri; Cichliformes; Cichlidae. Gene Ontology annotation, molecular function: protein binding. The transcript is spliced from 11 exons.